Messenger RNA from Anarrhichthys ocellatus (wolf-eel), 3055 nucleotides. RefSeq names its product growth hormone releasing hormone receptor, like (gene ghrhrl). The transcript is spliced from 14 exons. Gene Ontology annotation, molecular function: growth hormone-releasing hormone receptor activity; peptide hormone binding; growth factor binding. The record is from RefSeq and is a predicted model, not a curated record. Gene Ontology annotation, biological process: positive regulation of cell population proliferation; adenylate cyclase-activating G protein-coupled receptor signaling pathway; cell surface receptor signaling pathway. Gene Ontology annotation, cellular component: plasma membrane. Bases 115 to 1512 code for a protein of 465 amino acids. NCBI's taxonomy places the organism in Eukaryota, Metazoa, Chordata, Actinopteri, Perciformes, Anarhichadidae.
GGAACGUGUCUCUUCACGAUCUAGCAACCUCUGAGAGAAAGUCUCAGCAUCCCGUCCGGCAGGAGUGUGUGUGUGUUGCAGUCUCAUUGAUGAAAGCGCCACGUUGGACUGAACAUGAGAACCGACGACAUGUCCUGUCUCCACCUCAGAGGGAUUUUUCUCUCCAUGUGUUUGGCUUCAACUGCUUUGUCAAGCCUGCACCCUGAAUGCGAGUUCAUAUUUCAGCUGGAGAAGGAGGAGCGUCACUGCCUUCAGUACAUUGCAGAGCAGGGCAACAGAAGCACGGAAGGUUGUCGUCCGUUCUGGGAUGCAGUCGCCUGCUGGCCGCAUGCAGCCGUUGGGGAACCAGUCCAAAAAGCUUGUCCUGCCGUCUUUUCCCUCUUCAAAAACAACACAGGUUCAGUGAGCCGUAACUGCACCAGAGAAGGUUGGUCCAGAGCUUUCCCACCGUACCACAUCGCCUGCAGUGUGGAUGAUGACCUACCUGAGACAGAGCAGUCGUACUUCGCCACAGUGAAGCUGAUAUACACCGUCGGCUACAGCAUCUCUCUAGUGGUGCUGGCUGUUGCUGUGUUUAUCCUGUUGCUCUUCAGGAGGCUGCGUUGUGCCAGGAACUUCAUCCACAUCCAGCUUUUCGUCACAUUUAUCCUGAAAGCUGUGGCUGUGUUCAUAAAGGAUGCAACUCUGUUCUCAAGUGAUGACACCAACCACUGCACCCUUUCCACAUUUGCCUGUAAGGCCUCUGUGGUCUUCUGUCACUACUGUAUAAUGUCCAAUUUUUUCUGGCUCCUGGUGGAGGCGCUUUACCUCAAUUCCCUGCUGCUUUCGUCCUUUUAUCACAGCCUUCGAUGCCUCUGGGGCUUCACCCUGCUGGGAUGGGGUGUACCUGUGCUCUUCAUCAUCCUGUGGAUUGGAUCCAGGAUGUAUUUUGAGGACACAGAAUGUUGGGACAUCAACGAGAACUCGCCCUAUUGGUGGAUCAUCAAGGGGCCAAUUGUUGUGUCUAUUGCGGUCAAUUUCAUUCUCUUCAUGAACAUCAUCAGAAUCCUGAUACAGAAGCUCAAUCCUCGGCUGAUCCACUUCAAUAACUCCUCUCAGUACAGACGCCUGACUAAGUCCACUCUCCUCCUCAUCCCUUUGUUUGGUACUCAUUAUAUGGUCUUCAAUUUUCUGCCUGACUACUUCAACGUUAACCUGCGCCUCUGUAUCGAGCUGUGCAUUGGAUCCUUCCAGAGAGUGUCGUCCCGCCCCUUCCGGUUGACCACCAUGGGACCUUAUUUCGUAAAAGAUAUGUAUUGUAGUGAAUGGGGCUUCUUGUAUCGAUUCUCUAUUGCUUCCUCAAUCAAGAGGUCAGUACAAGCCACAGCGCUCUCAAGCAUGUACUAUAACAUAUUCAACAAAGCACUCAGAUACAUUUACAGCUCUGUGUUGCAUAAUAAGCCUGUGUUCCCAGAUCACAUACCAGUGAGGGUUGAGUGGUUCACAGUUGUCAGGCCUUCAAAAGCAAAAUAAUUAGCACCUCUCUUACCCUCAUUGCAUAAGGGAAGGACCUCGAGCCCUUAUGUAACCACCAAUAUUAAUAUGAGGCCUUUCCAACCCCACACAGUCUGUGUUUAAUAUUCGGUACACAAUAACUCUAAACCCACGUUCAUCUGUUUUGUGCUUUAGGGCCUCAUGGGUACUUGGACGUCACUCAAUCCUCAAAUAGACUAAUGGAUUAGCUAAUUGAAUCUACAGCUAUAUCCUCUUGUAGAUUAAGAACUAAAAAAAAUACAGCAGUGGAUUAUCCAUGAUUAAUAUCCUGAUGCUUUAUAAAUUUAACGAUACCCCAAUAACAUGUCAGAUAUAUACAUUAGAUUGCUUAAUAUCCAAUAAAAGGAGUUCUGUGAUGGAAGGGGAACUAAAUAUUGAAUUUAAUGUUUAAAGUGUUUUUGUCCUCUUUUUGAAGUAUAAAGACAUAGUUUGGGGGUUAUGCUUAUUAUUUAUUUAUUAAGAGUUGGAUGAGAAGAUUGAUAUCACUUUCAUGUCUGUCCAUUUAAAUUAAGGCUCAGUUAGCAUCCAGUUAAGUUUAGUUUAGUGUAAAGCCUGGAAACAAGAGGAAAACCAGCCUGUCUGUGUCCAAUGGUGACAAAUGAAUGCAUUAAAAUCCACACAAACACCAAAGUAUAAAAUCAACAAUCUGCUGUUUUGCAGGGGUGUUAAGUAACGGACAAUUUCUUUGCCAGGUAACUAGUGUUGACUCCCAAGAAGCACCGCUCCUGACCAAGAAACUGUCCUGGACAUAACCCCCCCGUUACACUUGAUGUUAUACAGGAUGUUUAGCGGUGCUGGUAGGCCGACAGAGCCAGGUCACCUGUUUCCCCAAGUCUUUGUGCUAAACCAGAGGUUCUCAAUCUUUUGUAACUUAACGCACACUUCUGAUUGUUAAAAUAAAUUCUGAAGACCAACUUUUCAAAUAAAUGAGUAAAAAAAAAACAUAACAUGACUAAAAAAGGAGAGAACAAAUACACCGAGCUGUAAAUGUGCUGUGCCUUUCUCAGUUGUAAUGACCAAAAUAAAUAUUCUGCUUCCCAUCACCCUUCACUGCUUGCCUUUAUGAAUUCAAAGGUAAUGUAUUCAUAUUGCAUCACCACACACGUUGGAGCUUUUACAGACGUAGGGUUGUCUCCCACAUCAUCUUUUCUUUUAAAAAACAUUCUGUUUCACUGCACGACAAAACACAUUUGUCUCUACCUAAUGAUGUGUCGUGAUUGCCGUGGUGAUAUUCAAACGUAACUGCUCAAUGCAAUUAUGCAUUUUAAUUUGACGUUUUGUAUUCAUAAGCUAAGCUAACUAGAUGCUGGUUGUAGCCUUAUAUGUAACGUAAUGUUGCACUAUUGCUAGGUAUAUGCUAAGUAUAUUGCAGUGUUGUAUAAAUGUAUUGAAUUAGUAAAAAAACAUAAACUAAUUACAUAAUUAUUUGAAUAAAUACAUGUGGCAUGUAAGUUGCAACAGCAUCAUCUUACUAGUUUGAAAACAGCCUAAUACUGCGUUUUCUAUAUGUGUUUGUGUGUGU